Molecule: messenger RNA, 1221 nt
Organism: Naumovozyma dairenensis CBS 421
Lineage: Eukaryota; Fungi; Ascomycota; Saccharomycetes; Saccharomycetales; Saccharomycetaceae
Gene: PUS6
Product: pseudouridine synthase PUS6
Exons: 1
Coding region: 1-1221 (406 amino acids)
Biological process (GO): pseudouridine synthesis
Molecular function (GO): pseudouridine synthase activity; RNA binding
Source: RefSeq, a predicted model, not a curated record
AUGACAGGAGAGGUAUAUUUCGCUAAUGGUUUGCGAAAGCUACGUCCUUAUUAUAAUACCAGGACUUCAUUUGUAAAAGGACGAUGGUUAGGAAAGCCAUUAGUUGAUGUACUAACUAAAGAAUUUCGACUUUAUCCACGAGAACAUUACGUUUCGGAGAUCAAUAAAAAUCAUUUCAAAAUCAUUAGAGAUGACAUACCUUUAAAGCCCACUGAGGUAUUCGAGUCGGCGAUAAAAAAUAAAGAUAUAAUAGAAACCAUAUCUCACAAACAUGAGCCUCCAGUAAGACAAUGGUGUAAUGAACAAGAAGAAGCAGAGGAUAAUAAGAAUAGGAUUGCUGGGUUUGAUAUUGUUCAUGAAGAUGCUGACAUUUUAGUUAUCAAUAAACCAAAUGGGAUUCCAAUCCAUCCUACUGGCCAAUUUUACCAAAAUACAAUAACUGAAAUAUUAAAAUCACACGAUAAACCAGUUUUACCAUGCUAUAGAUUGGAUAAAGUGACUUCAGGUCUAUUAAUUAUGGCCAAGAACAAAAUUGCAGCUGGGAAAGUACAGUCGAAAAUACGAGCAAGAGACAUGUCUAAAUUAUAUUUAGCUAGAGUUCAAGGGAAGUUCCCAAACGUUCCGGAAAGAUCUAUGAUAAUAAAUAAUACUAUAAAUGAUGCAUCUAUUAUGUUUGAUGACUCUACAAUAGUUACAACUGUAGACUCCCAUGUUUAUACUAUAGAACCUAAGAAACAAUUUCCUGCCGGAUUGUCGAUGUCAAGGGAGGCCAUUACUUUAUUUUACCCGCUUUCAUACCUUCCUAAGGAAAAUCAAAGUGUAGUUGUGUGCAAACCUUUAACUGGACGAACCCAUCAAAUUAGAAUCCAUCUGGCAAGAUUAGGGUUCCCUAUAGUCAACGAUUCAAUGUAUAAUGAGGCAAAGGCUACAUACCCCGAGAGACUCAAAUUUAUGCUGGAUUAUGGUAAUUGGGAGUCAUCAGGAUUAUCGACAGAACAUCUAUCGAAAAAGUUUGCAGAGUUUGUUGCUGAAGUCAGGGAGGCUCAUGAUUUAAAGUCUGCCGGAAAAUUAAACAAAUUUAGAUGCGGGGAAUGUGGGUGUUGGGAAAUGGAUGAUCCCCCUGUAGAGGAUUUGGUAUUAUGGUUACAUGCAUGGAAAUAUUCUGAUUCGGAAGGAACAUUUUCGUUUGAAACAAAGCUACCACUGUGGGCGUGUGCAUAG